AUAAGAUCGUCCAUGUUGCGUGUCGGCUGCAACCGUAAAUGAAGUGUCUAAUUUGAAUUACAACAGUUGCCCAAAGAUGCACAGAUUUUUCUCCAAUAUCAGCCCUUCCGACUUGAGAACAUAGGCGUUGGGCAGCAUUGCUGAUGCACGCCGCACACAGCCCUAACCCAGACGAGAGUAGCGCCUACUCUCCUCUCGGUAUUUUCGGGGGGAUCUUGGAGCUUCGAUCUGGCGAGCGAGGUUUCCCAGUCUUGGCUUUCAUCGACCAUUCGCCAGAUCGCGUUUCCAGGGCAGAGUGGCGUCCAUGUGACAAGCGAAUGGCCACCUGCUAGCCCGAGGCGGCCGUCCCAGAGUACAGGCAGUACCUCGGAACCCUGAAAAGGAGCUGGCAUGCGGACCGACAGUGAAGUGACAACUGCAAACGACAACCCACGGUUCUACGGAGUCAACAUGAAUGCUAAUGCGCAGGGAAAGUUAUUGAAAGUUAGCGUGGAGGGAGGCGAGCUUGCUCCCGGCAGGCGGCACCACGGCGCCCGCCCGACCUGGGGCGGCAAGGCGGACUUUCUUCUCUCCAUCGUCGGUUUCUGCGUCGACUUGUCCAACGUCUGGCGAUUUCCCUACAUGUGUUACAAAAACGGGGGAGGUGCGUUCCUGAUCCCGUACACUCUCAUGCUUCUUAUCUGCGGUAUUCCUCUCUUCUACCUGGAGCUUGCCCUGGGUCAAUAUAACCAGACCGGCGCCAUCACCGUCUGGGACAAGGUGUGUCCCAUCUUCAAAGGCGUUGGGUGGUGUGUCGUCCUCAUUGCCUUCUUCGUUGACUUCUACUACAACGUCAUCAUCUCCUGGGCGCUGUACUAUUUCUUCGCCUCCUUCACCACGGUCCUCCCGUGGAGUACCUGCGACCACGACUGGAACACAAUCUACUGCUUUGAGCCCAUAGAUGGUCCCAGGUACUACGUCGAGGUCAACGUCUCAGCAGAAGAUGGCACAAACGACACUAUCAUCAUCAAUCAGACAGCAUCUGCAGCGACGGAGUACUACGAACGAGGUGUUCUCCAGAUGAACCAGAGUGGUGGGAUUGAGAACAUGGGCAAAGUGGUGUGGCAACUGAUGCUGUGCCUCUUCACCGUUUAUGUCAUCUGCUACUUCAGCAUGUGGAAGGGUAUCCGAGGAUCCGGAAAGGUUGUGUGGUUCACAGCUACCUUUCCUUACGUGGUUCUCUUCUGUCUGCUGAUUCGAGGCGUUACAUUAGAGGGAGCGGGAGUCGGCAUUGAGUAUUACGUGGUGCCAAAAUUCGAGAAGCUACUGAAUGCUCAGGUGUGGGUAGACGCUGCUACCCAGAUCUGUUUCUCUCUUGGCCCUGGGUUCGGAACUAUGCUGGCCUACGCAAGUUACAACAAGUUCAACAACAAUAUUUACAGGGAUGCACUGUUGACAAGCUGUAUCAACUGCGCAACUAGUUUUCUGGCCGGGUUUGUCGUCUUCUCGGUGCUUGGCUACAUGUCGGUGCGCAACAAGGUUAACAUCGACGCAGUAGCCACGGAAGGUCCGGGUCUGGUGUUUGUGACCUACCCCGAGGCUUUGGCAACCAUGCCUGGAGCACCCAUCUGGUCCAUCAUCUUCUUCUUGAUGCUAAUAACGCUGGGUCUAGACAGCUCCUUUGGAGGGUCGGAAGCCAUUCUGACUGCUCUUUCUGAUCAGUUUCCGCGCAUCGUUAGGGAUCAUCGCGAGAUAUUCAUCGGCGGUCUCUUCUCGAUGUACUUCCUCGUUGGGCUGACAUUCGUGUCCCAAGGAGGGGCAUAUAUGGUGCACCUCUUCGACAACUUCGCUGCAUCCUAUUCCAUCUUGAUUGCCGUCUUCUUUGAAACUGUCGCCAUUUCGUGGUGCUAUGGGAUGUCGUUCCCACCAACCAAGCGCAUCUGCAGUGACAUCAAGGAGAUGUUGGGGUAUUAUCCCGGGAUCUACUGGCGCGUGUGCUGGCCUGUGAUCGGCCCAGCUUUCGUUCUGUGUUGCAGCGUGUUUGGCUUAGCUAAUUACAAGUACCCGACCUUCGAUGAUUACAAGUACCCGCCAUGGGCCAUCGCAAUUGGCUGGCUGAUCGCCUCAGCUUCUGUGGCUCUCAUUCCAAUCACCGCCGUCUACAAAUUCGUGACCACCCCCGGAUCAAUAUACGAGCGAUUUCGGGCGAACAUGGAGACCCCUCCCCAGUACCCUACCGAGCUGAACUACCCGUGCCAGCUGAACGGCAUGCCGGUGCCCAUGGACACCAAGCCGGUCACACACGUCUGAACCCGCCCCCUGGCCCAAUUGGCACGCGACGGGGUAGUUGUGGAUGGUGACGAAGGAGGGGAGAGAAGGGGGCCACGGAAAGUUCCUCCGUCCUCGGAUUCAUGCAGUCUCUUUCGUUUUAAAGGCACAGUCCAUCAAUGUGCAGCAUUUUCUUUGGGGAAACAAAAACUCAAAAUCUAAAAAACAAACCUGACGAAGUUUCAGCUCAGUGAGUACUACAUUAAAAGAAAAACAAUUCUUGGAUUCCGAUUUCAAAUCAAAUGUUGCUGAGUCAUGUUUGAAUUUCGCCUGCAGUCAGCAUCUGGGACACGUUCUAUAUUUCCUCAUCAAGUCGAAUGCAGCCACUCGAUGCCAAACACUGCGGCGGCGAAUUAUAGUAACUGGGCGCACCAGUAUCGUGUCAACGCUGCCGCGCUCUCCUAAUGGCAAUUUUCCCAAAAAUACGUCUUAAGAUGCUUCUUCGGCGAUGGCCUUUUUUCACUGUUUUCUUGAAAAUGACGGCUUGCCAGAAAGAGUAAUACUUCCAAGAGAGUUAAAUACCACAGCCAUCUUUAAAGCAGGUAUGAUUUUCAACCAUACUUUUUGGAGAACUGCAAAUGAUGGACUGUACCUUUAGAGGAAGGUCACUUUGGAUGACUGAAACUAAAGGACGAGAAUGAUGAUCAACGCCAAAUUUAUUCACUUAAAUAUUAUGAUUUUUCCACGGCAGCAGGGUACGUUUGGUCGCAUUUUUUCGUUCUCUUGUGUUUUCGAGACCCACCCAAAAUAGAGAGUGGUGUUUAGCCUUUGUUUAGCCUUUGUCUGAGGAGACUUUGCAAGAACAUUUUACAUACUAAACAUUGUGACCUUCAGGUCCAGGAAUUAGAAUGCAGCUGCCUUGCCGAGGAAAGCUAUUGACCGUGACAAUUCCUAUCUUCUCGCUUGAAAUUGAAAAACGUGGUUUUGCCACAAUUUUAGAAUGACACCCUUCACUGGGUAAGAGAGAAGAGGGCUUUUCAGAGCACAUUGAUUUGUCGUCUUCAUAAGCCUGGUGUUAUUCUUUUCCCUUAGUAAUGCUUUGGAACAUACCAUUUAUGCCAGAUAUGAUUUUUGUGGGGGGUGGCUUAAUUCAACUCAAGGGAAGAUAUUUUUGUCAGUGCCAACGGUACCAAGAAUUGAAAUCUCAUUGGGAAAUGUCAUCAAUGAAAUCCAAAACAUCGCAUUACAAUCUUCAAGUAAGGAAUUGAUUUGGUAUUACCACCCCAUAGUCAACCUAAUUAGAUAAUCUGUAGUGACAUCAUUAUGUUCGAGUUCAGGUGAAGAACCUCAUUUUUGUAACCGAUCACCCCUGUGUACUGGGUCGGGUUACGGUGAGACAUCAGUGAUGCAUCCUUUGGAGAAUUUCUCUUGUAAACUCUUAACUGUGAACACAUACAAGAAAUUGAAACGUCUUGUUUUCUCACAUUAUAUACACAAUCAUGUAAAUAUAUGUAAAAACAAACAAAUAAAUAUUCAUGUUUGUGACGGAUGCAUAUAUUCACCGUAUGUAAUAUCAUAAAUGAUCAUAGUGUUAUAUUAAGUUGUUUAACACGAAAAAUUGUAUUGGCAGUGAUUUAUGAAUGUGCAACAAUAGUAAUGCAUAUUCAUAUGAUUACUGUUACCAUCAUUAAAACUGGACGUGACGCCGGAAUUUCAGUUCAGCAUUUAUUUGCAUCAGUCAACUGAACCACUGAUAUUAGCUGAUUUUCUUUCAGCAAUAAAAAAAGGAAUUCUGUCGAAAAUGAAAAUAAUGACCAAAUACAAUACGGGCGAUUCACAACAGUACGCCAC
Molecule: messenger RNA, 4098 nt
Organism: Acanthaster planci (crown-of-thorns starfish)
Lineage: Eukaryota; Metazoa; Echinodermata; Asteroidea; Valvatida; Acanthasteridae
Product: sodium-dependent dopamine transporter-like
Biological process (GO): amino acid transport; dopamine uptake involved in synaptic transmission; sodium ion transmembrane transport
Cellular component (GO): axon; presynaptic membrane; plasma membrane
Molecular function (GO): norepinephrine:sodium symporter activity; dopamine:sodium symporter activity
Source: RefSeq, a predicted model, not a curated record